Paramecium tetraurelia is the source of this 408-nucleotide messenger RNA. RefSeq lists its product as uncharacterized. Lineage: Eukaryota; Ciliophora; Oligohymenophorea; Peniculida; Parameciidae. The transcript is spliced from 2 exons. Gene Ontology annotation, biological process: regulation of TOR signaling. The record is from RefSeq and is a predicted model, not a curated record.
AUGUAAAAUAAUCCUGUGCUAUAAAAGUUUCUAUAGAACAACCCGUUCGUAGAAGGAAUUGUCUUAAUGGAUAAGGAAGGAAUAGAAAUUAUAGCCGCAUUCUAAAAUGAAAAUAGCAAGUUGAAAACAGGAGCAUAAUCAUUGAUGUAUGUGGUGGCUAUUCAAUAAUGCAAUGAAAAUUUAAGAAAACUCUCAGAUUCUGAAACUAAGCAAAUCACAUUAGUUUAUGAGUAUUAAAUGCUUUGUAAUCUUAGUGAAUGGAUUCUCUAUUUCGAAAUUUGGACCCAUUCAAUUUUGAUAUUUUACUGUAAUAUCAAAGCAAAUAUUGUGUCAUUAAAAUAACUUGGUCAGGAAUUAAAGCGUAUACUUUCCCCGUAUAAUGAUUUAUUAGAAAAAUAGCAAAAAUGA